Brachypodium distachyon (stiff brome) is the source of this 1756-nucleotide messenger RNA. RefSeq names its product peroxidase 16. NCBI's taxonomy places the organism in Eukaryota, Viridiplantae, Streptophyta, Magnoliopsida, Poales, Poaceae. The record is from RefSeq and is a predicted model, not a curated record. Bases 344 to 1381 code for a protein of 345 amino acids. Gene Ontology annotation, molecular function: heme binding; peroxidase activity. The transcript is spliced from 4 exons. Gene Ontology annotation, biological process: hydrogen peroxide catabolic process; response to oxidative stress.
AUAUUCUCCCCCGUCCACAUCGUCGCAACUAGCAACACACAGCAGCAGUCCCAUCUCUCUAGAGUCUAGAGUCUCUCCUUCCCGGCGAGCUCGUUUCAUUUCCCCCAUCUAUAUAAGCAAGCGCGCGCUCCCUUUCCUCUCUCCUCACUUAAGGCACGCCGAGUGUUAGCUACACACAGAGAAAGAGAGAGAGAAAGAAAAACAGAGCGAGAGCAGCGGCCGGCCGGCGAGCGAGCAAUUAAGCUGCAGAGAGAGAGAGGAGUUAAUUAGCGAGAGCUAAUUAAGGCUGAGUCGAAGAGAGUGAGCUCCCGUUGUCAUUCUAGCUAGCUAGGUUGCUCGCAAUAUGAGGUCGAGGGGGCUGGAGUUGCGGUGGCGGCGGCAGAGCCAGAGCCAGAGCAUGCUGGCCGCGGUCGUGCUCGGCGUGGUGGUGCUGCUGGCGACGGCGGCGGCGUGCGCCGGGGCGCAGCAGCUGAGCCAGAGCUACUACGCGUCGACGUGCCCCAACGUGGAGACGCUCGUCCGCGGCGCCGUCACCCAGAAGCUCCAGGAGACCUUCAACGCCGCGCCCGGCACGCUCCGCCUCUUCUUCCACGACUGCUUCGUCAGGGGGUGCGACGCGUCGGUGCUGAUCUCGGGGCCGGGGGACGAGCACAGCGCGGGGCCGGACACGACGCUGUCGCCCGACGCGCUGGACCUCAUCACGCGUGCCAAGGCCGCCGUCGACGCCGACGCGCGGUGCUCCAACAAGGUCUCCUGCGCCGACAUCCUCGCCCUCGCCGCCCGCGACGUCGUCUCCCAGGCGGGAGGGCCGUACUACCAGGUGGAGCUGGGGCGGCUGGACGGCAAGGUCGGGACGCGCGCCGCCGUGAAGCACAGCCUCCCGGGCGCCGGCUUCGGGCUGGACCAGCUCAACAAGCUCUUCGCCGCCAACGGCCUCACCCAGACCGACAUGAUCGCGCUCUCAGGGGCGCACACGAUGGGCGUGGCGCACUGCGCAAACUUCGUGCGGCGGCUGUACCCGUUCAAGGGGGCGGCGCCGCGGAGCAACCCGGCGAUGAACCUCUACUUCCUGCGGCAGCUGCGCGGGACGUGCCCGCUGAACAAGUACAGCCCGGCCGCGGUGGCGAUGCUGGACGCCGUGACGCCCAUGAAGUUCGACAACGGCUACUACCAGACGCUGCAGCAGCAGAAGGGCCUGCUGGCCUCGGACCAGGCGCUCUUCGCCGACCGCCGGUCCAGGCCCACCGUCAACCACUUCGCCGCCAACCAGACCGCCUUCUUCGACGCCUUCGCCGCCGCCAUGGCCAAGCUCGGCCGCGUCGGGGUCAAGUCCGGAUCCUCCGACGGCGAGAUCCGCCGGGUCUGCACCAAGGUCAACUGAUCUAUUGCCAUUGCUGAUGCCAGGAUAGAGGACGUACGUACAUUCAGUAGAGAGAGGGUAAAUCGGUCAAUUGUGUGUCUCUCCUCAUCUUCUUCUUCUUCUCCGUUGCCUUGCCUUGCUCCGGCCCCCCACAUGCUUCCCACCAGUGCAUUCAUUCAUCGCAGCGAAUUCGUUCGCGCCCGAUUCUUUCUCUUCACCGUGUAAUAAUCGUACAGGCGCCAUCAAUACCUUAGGGCCUACCAGUACCAUGUGAUGGAUCGAUAGGAACAAACACUUACAGGUUACAUCCAUGUAAAUCUUACACUUGGUCCGGUUAAGAAGCAAGUAUAUCCCAUAUGAAGUUAUUUUUUGAAGAAGAAUAUCCAUGUAAGAGUA